ACUCCGGAUGAUGCUUGAGACCCUGCAUCAAGUCUCACACCAGAACCAUGCAGACAUCAGUAAUUUUCGCAGCAGCACCGUCUCUCCCGCUAGCGUCCAUCGAAAGGUCACUUGGGUCCCCAUGGAAGCUCAUGCCAAGGCCACAGAGUAGUCGUUUUCCUCUCGUUAAAGCACAUGCCAUCGCACCCGAUACGUCUACGGUCGAGUAUAACUCCACCGCCUCUGUCUUUCCAGCAGAGGCUUGUGAGACGGUUGGAGGGGAGGCCUGCAAUGUGGAGAUGUAUCCGGAAGUGAAGCUGAAACCUGAACCUCGGAGCAGCAAACCCAGGACUUCUUCGGAGCCUGUCGACCGAGAGUACUACGAGUAUGAUAGCCCCAAUACGGUGUUUCUAGGAGAGGCCUGUGAUGAUCUUGGAGGUGAAUUCUGUGAGGCUGAAUUUCAAAGAGGAGUGCGCUGAGAGAAGAGCUUCUGUAGAUCAGUCUGCCGGCUGUGGUAUAAUAAUGUCACCGUGUACCGUCUCUUCUGAUGCCCAUCCUUUUCGUGUUAUGUAAUCGGACAUCCUGUAGCUGCAUAUAUGCCUAAAAAAUCCAUCCACAAUAUGGGCUUGACCUUGGAAUAAAGAUGGGAGUUUAGUUCUUGGAGUAGUCCUCAUGUGAAUUGUCGCAUUCAAGUCGAAUGAUGCUCGGCUAUGGAAUCUAGUGAUUUCGCUAUACUUCUGACCAGAAACAGGAGCUAUCAUGAGAAUAUAUUUCAGAGAUGAGAA
This is a messenger RNA of Eucalyptus grandis, 764 nucleotides long. RefSeq names its product light-regulated protein, chloroplastic-like. Gene Ontology annotation, cellular component: chloroplast. The transcript has 3 exons. The coding region runs from base 48 to 458 and encodes 136 amino acids. Lineage: Eukaryota; Viridiplantae; Streptophyta; Magnoliopsida; Myrtales; Myrtaceae. The record is from RefSeq and is a predicted model, not a curated record.